Molecule: messenger RNA, 1474 nt
Organism: Manis javanica (Malayan pangolin)
Lineage: Eukaryota; Metazoa; Chordata; Mammalia; Pholidota; Manidae
Source: RefSeq, a predicted model, not a curated record
UGUGUGAAGCACAGCGUGGGGCAGGGCCUGCCGGAGGGCGCCGCUCCGCUGAGCCACAUCUACGCGAGGGCGGAACGCGGCAGAGGCCGGAGUGGUUUUGGCGACCCACGGGGCGAAGAUGGCGGCGGAGCGACAAGACGCGCUGAGGGAGUUCGUGGCAGUGACGGGUACCGAGGAGGACCGGGCCCGCUUCUUCCUCGAGUCGGCCGGCUGGGACCUGCAGAUCGCCCUAGCAAGCUUUUAUGAGGAUGGAGGGGAUGACGACAUUGUGACCAUUUCGCAGGCAACCCCCAGUUCAGUGUCCAGAGGCACAGCCCCCAGUGAUAAUAGGGUGACAUCCUUCAGAGACCUCAUUCAUGACCAAGACGAGGAGGAGGAAGAGGAGGAGGGCCAGAGGAGCAGGUUUUAUGCCGGGGGCUCAGAGAGAAGUGGACAGCAGAUUGUUGGCCCUCCAAGGAAGAAAAGUCCCAAUGAGCUGGUGGAUGAUCUCUUUAAAGGUGCCAAGGAGCAUGGAGCUGUAGCUGUAGAGCGAGUGACCAAGAACCCUGGAGAGACCAGUAAACCAAGACCAUUUGCAGGGGGUGGCUACCGCCUCGGGGCAGCACCAGAGGAAGAGUCUGCCUAUGUGGCAGGAGAAAGGCGGCGGCAUUCCGGCCAGGAUGUUCAUGUAGUGUUGAAGCUCUGGAAGAGUGGAUUCAGCCUGGACAAUGGCGAACUCAGAAGCUACCAGGACCCAUCCAAUGCCCAGUUUCUGGAGUCUAUCCGCAGAGGGGAGGUGCCAGCAGAGCUGCGGAGGUUAGCUCACGGUGGGCAGGUGAAUUUGGACAUGGAGGACCAUCGGGACGAGGACUUUGUGAAGCCCAAGGGAGCCUUCAAAGCCUUCACCGGUGAGGGUCAGAAACUGGGCAGCACUGCCCCCCAGGUGUUGAACACAAGCUCUCCAGCCCAGCAGGCAGAACAUGAAGCCAAAGCCAGCUCUGCGAUCUCGAUCGACGAGUCGCAGCCCACCACGAACAUCCAAAUAAGGCUCGCCGAUGGCGGGAGGCUGGUGCAGAAAUUUAACCACAGCCACAGGAUCAGCGACGUCCGGCUUUUCAUCGUCGACGCCCGGCCAGCCAUGGCUGCCACCAGCUUUGUCCUCAUGACUACCUUCCCAAACAAAGAGCUGGCUGACGAGAGCCAGACCCUGAAGGAAGCCAACUUGCUCAACGCUGUCAUCGUGCAGCGGCUAACAUAGCCGCCUGCCUGGCCAGCUGGCAGCCUCAGCUCCCUACUGUUUCCCCCCUGCUGGCUGCCUGUGGAGACCUCCCUUCCCCUCCUUGCACAGCCAGCAGCCCAGAGCCCUGCCUCCUCCACAGCUCCGGGCUCUUAGAUCACAGUUGGACAUUUGUUUUCUUCUUAGUUGCAUUUCCUGGGUUUUUGUGUUGAUCAAUGGACUUUAAAGAAAAAAAUAAAAACAACCAAAAAAAUUGAA